AUCGCGUUUUUCGCGCGUGUGAAUAGUUCAACAUAACGUCUUUCAAGUUUCGAAGUUUGAAAUUGUUUGAAAUGUGACGUCCAUUGUGUUACAACGGAAUUUGAUUCCGUUUUGUCGAUGAUCGUGUCGUGAAUCUUAAUCGUAGCCUACGAACGCGAUGCGAGCACGAGUGACGAGAAGCUUCGUGUACUACCUGAAGACUAGUGGCACUUGCAUCGUGGUGCUCGGAGGAUGCUGGUUCCUGUAUCAAUUGCGACAGGUAUCGCAGAUCAUUCGGUCAGCUGUCAACACAAGUGUUCUAAAUUUAGAGCAAACCCGGGCACAAUACAUCUACAUUGAUGAUCCUCGAUUUAAAGAUAUCUUCAUGUUCAGGAAAGAUGAGGAUCUACAUGGACCUACAUCGGAGAAGCCAACAAGUCUCAGUGAUGUUCUGGCGAAAUGGUGGAAGAUGAAGAAUCAUAAGAUUGCAUAUAAAUUAUUGUAUAUGGCUCAGCAUGGGAACAAAAACGAACGAUAUAAAGCUGUGACUACACUUGGUUCUCUGUCGCACUUAAAAGAUUGGCAGUAUCGUCAUUUGGCACAGAUGAUGGAUGCUAAAACAGCAGUAGCUCUCGCAAGAAUGCCCAAUGUUAACUCAUUAUUCUUUUUGCAACCACCAUAUUAUCAUGUGCAGUACAAUUUAGAUGAUGUAUUAGAAAAGGUACAUUCGUUGUUGUUAAAUUUGAAUGCUUUAUGUGACAACACACAUCUCUGCCUUACACAGUUUCUCAAUAAAAUGUUUAAAGACUCGCAUCGAUAUCUUGUAGAAUGGUUUGACCAUGAUUUAACAAGUGUGGGUCUUUCUGUGGAAACUACAACAGUUUGGGAUGAUGAAUUACUUAAAAGUUGCAUUCGUGCAAUCUGUCAUCAUUCUUCCGUGGAACAAUAUAGCAAACAUUUGAUUAAUGCUGGAGCUCUGCCAAUAUUGACAGCGAUACAAAAAAUUUGCAAUGACGACAUAGAAAUAUGUAUAUUACUCGCAAGGAUAUUAUCCAACAUAUCUCUUCAUUCCGAAUAUUUAGAAACUAUCUAUGAGUCCGGAUGGAUCGGCAUAUUGUCACAUUGGUCCCACAGUGACGACAUUCGUCUAUCAGCACAGGCGAUCAGUGCAUUGGUGAAUCUAGAUACAAAUGGAAACGAGAAAGCGAAAUAUUCGCAGAGCGUCUAUCUUCUUCAUCCUCUACAUAGAGUUCACGCAGCAACAAAAAUGGACGUUGUAUUUCUGCACGGAUUGUUAGGUGGAGUUUUCGUUACUUGGAGACAACGUGACAUUGAUACCUCUGCACUUGGUGUUGUAGAUGAUAAUACAUUGAUCGAAAACACUACAGACUACUUGUCUGCUAUGGUUGAUGACGAUCGUCCUCAAGAAUUCUUUAAAGACUUGGCUCGCGAUCUGCAUUUGCGCGAAUGGAGAAAGAUAGGUCAAGAUUUUGAGGUGAUACUGGAUGAUUGUCCACAAAACACAAACGAUCGAGCGUGCGGACCUUAUUUCUGCAGAGGAGAUGACACCUGUAUGAGGAAUGAUCUUGAUUCUACAUCCAAAACACUUUGUUGGCCCAAAGACUGGUUACCUGUAGAUAUACCAUCCUUGCGAAUUAUAGGUAUUAACUAUGGUACGAGUUUAUCUAUGUGGACUCCUUUCUGUCCAAUAGAAAGCAUGAAGAGUACUAUUAAAGAGAGAAGCGAAGAAUUCGUUACCAAAUUGACAAUGGCGAACGUGGGCCAACGGCCACUUAUAUGGGUCGCCCAUUCAAUGGGUGGAUUAUUAAUUAAAAAAAUGCUCGUAGAAGGUAUGUAUAAGCUGAACAUUUACACUAAUUUUUAUACUUUGAUAAAUGUACCAAUAAAAUUAUCACUAUUGUUAAAGUCGUUAUAUGUUAUACUGUUUAUAGAGUGGAAAACUGGAGAUAAAAAUGGUAUUUGCAAGAAUACCAAAGCUAUUCUAUUUUACGGUACUCCUCAUCGAGGUUCACAUGUGGCGGCUCUGAAGCAAACAACGCAAAUGCUGCUAUGGCCAACGAUUGAGGUUCAAGAACUGCGCGAAGAAUCACCGCAAUUACUAAAAUUGCAUGAAGAAUUUUUAGAAAUGUUGAAUAAAUAUCGCAUAGAGAUUGUGAGUUUCGCCGAGGCCAAACCUACGCUUGUAACUGCGCUGAAGUUUCCUUUCCAAUUUGUCAGUCUCAAUUCAGCAGAUCCUGGCGUAGGAGAAUUCUUCGAGAUUCCGCAGGAUCAUUUAUCGAUAUGCAAGCCAGCUAGCAGGCAAUCGUUUUUGUACCAAAAACUUCUGAAUGUGCUCAGACGCCAUGUCAACACUCAGGAAGAUACAACUGUCUCGAUUAGCAAUCUACUGUCUUUGUUGAGUAAGUUAUUUUAAGUCUGUAUAC
Molecule: messenger RNA, 2423 nt
Organism: Trachymyrmex cornetzi
Lineage: Eukaryota; Metazoa; Arthropoda; Insecta; Hymenoptera; Formicidae
Product: protein SERAC1
Exons: 14
Coding region: 158-2413 (751 amino acids)
Source: RefSeq, a predicted model, not a curated record